Acanthochromis polyacanthus (spiny chromis) is the source of this 3874-nucleotide messenger RNA. It is a transcript of the gene actr1b, whose product is annotated as actin related protein 1B. Bases 162 to 1292 code for a protein of 376 amino acids. The transcript is spliced from 11 exons. The record is from RefSeq and is a predicted model, not a curated record. Lineage: Eukaryota; Metazoa; Chordata; Actinopteri; Pomacentridae.
GAGGGGAGGCGGGCCGACGGUCAGCGGCAGCAGCACAGCGGAGCGGCGGCGUCGACUCGGCGGUGACAGGGCGUUAUCUGCUGUACAUGUUAAAAACACACCACACCGGGAGGAAGACGCUCACGGAUCGGUAGAAGCACACCAGGAACCCUCAGUCCGUCAUGGAGUCCUAUGACAUCUUAGCUAACCAGCCGGUGGUGAUCGAUAAUGGUUCAGGGGUCAUCAAGGCCGGCUUCGCAGGAGACCAGAUCCCCAAAUACUGUUUCCCCAACUACGUCGGACGUCCUAAACAUGUUCGAGUGAUGGCCGGAGCCCUGGAGGGAGAUCUGUUCAUCGGACCCAAAGCAGAGGAGCACCGGGGCUUGUUGUCGGUCAGAUAUCCGAUGGAGCACGGCAUCGUGAAGGACUGGAACGACAUGGAGAGGAUCUGGCAGUACGUCUACUCCAAGGAGCAGCUGCAGACCUUCUCUGAGGAGCAUCCUGUGCUGCUGACUGAAGCUCCUCUGAACCCCAGCAAGAACAGGGAGAAGGCAGCCGAGGUUUUCUUUGAGACCUUCAACGUCCCGGCGCUCUUCAUCUCCAUGCAGGCUGUGCUCAGCUUGUACGCUACAGGACGGACCACCGGCGUCGUCUUGGACUCCGGCGACGGCGUCACCCACGUGGUUCCGAUCUACGAGGGCUUCGCCAUCCCGCACUCCAUCAUGAGGGUCGACAUCGCCGGCCGAGACGUGUCCAGAUACCUGCGACUGCUGCUGCGCAAAGAGGGAUACAACUUCAACACGUCAGCCGAGUUCGAGGUGGUUCGUACCGUCAAAGAGAGAGCCUGUUAUCUUUCUCUGAACCCACAAAAGGACGAGACUCUAGAAACAGAGAAAGCUCAGUAUGUUCUGCCUGAUGGAAGCACUUUAAAUAUCGGUCCGGCGAGGUUCAGAGCUCCAGAGCUGCUCUUCAGACCCGACCUGAUCGGAGACGAGAGUUCGGGGAUCCACGAGGUUCUGGCCUACGCCAUCCAGAAGUCCGACAUGGACCUGAGACGCACACUGUUCUCCACCAUCGUCCUGUGUGGAGGCUCCACGCUCAUCAAAGGUUUUGGGGAGAGGCUACUAACUGAAGUCAAGAAACUGGCACCCAAAGACGUGAAGAUCAAGAUCUCUGCUCCUCAGGAGAGGCUCUACUCCACAUGGAUCGGCGGCUCCAUCUUGGCGUCGUUGGACACCUUUAAGAAGAUGUGGGUGUCCAAGAGAGAAUACGAGGAGGACAGAGCUCGAGCCAUCCACAGGAAGACCUUCUAGUCUGGACCAGACCUGCCCUCAGACCCCCAAACAGCUGGAGACCCCCAACAUCUGGGUCCAUCAGCAUCCUGCAUCCACCCGACUGCUUCAAACACCAGGAACUCACCUGCUCAGGUGCAGUUUCCCUGUUUCUCCAUGAGCUCCUGGGUACCGAGGGCAGAGCAGCACUGUGGACUCUGGUUCUUCUGCGUUCUCUAGUCCAGUCUGGUGUCGCCUUCGAAGCCCCGGAGCUUCACAGUAUCAUGAAAUGUCAAUAAACCUGAAUGUUUUUUUGUUUUUUUUGUUGAAGUUUCCAUUCCAGACCGAAGACUUUUAUUUGAUGUCUCUUUUGUAGUUUUUUUGCAGGUUUCAUAGCUAGUUGGUGAGAUCGGCUCUGUAUUAUAAACUGCAGCUAUGAAGCGGUUAAUUUAUCAUCCAACUGUUCUUCUGUCUUUAUCACCACAGAACGACGGGAACAUGUUCAGUUUUAUGUCGGCGUUUUGUGUCAGCUGACGGAUUAAAACCACCUGGAAGAAACGCCUCCAUCUAGUUUUGUUUUCUAAAUGACUCUGCUUCAGGUUAACUCUGAACCCAGCGGCGUAGAUUCAUCUCAAACCUUUAAAACACGUUUCACAUCCAUUUUAACGCUUCAAAAUACCACAAAAGGCCCUGAGAAACUCUGGUUUGUUGCUGUUUUUCUUCUCAUUUGGUGGAUUUAUCCACAUUUAGUUUUUUUAAAUGCAGUUCGGUCUUUGAUGUUGACGCACAAAUCAUUAAAACUCUUUAUGUGAAGCAAAAAUACACAUUUCAGCUCCAUUUUAACACUUCAGAUUCAAACACCCAGAAAAACUCUGAUUUGUUGGUGUUUUUGUUCUCAUUUAGUGGUUUUAAAUCUGCUAAUCAGUUCAGUUUUUGACGUUUUCUUGAGAUUUGAACAUGCAGAAACCAUUAAAACUCUUCAUGUGCAGUAAAACACGUUUCAUCUCCAUUUUACUGCUUAAAAUUCAAACAAAAUGGCAUAGAAUUCCCUAAAAUGCUGGUUGUUGGUGUUUUUGUUCUUACUGAUUUUUCUUACAUUACAAUCAAAUCUAGUAGCUUUAGUUACUAAGGAGGCUUCUUUAGCUAGCUGAUAGUCAGAACCCCCCAAAUCCUCUUUUUACAUUCAUUUACAGCAAAGAAAAGCAGGACAACUUUGCUUUUAAUAAAUCAGAAGAAGCUAAAAGUGAUAUUUUCUGUCAAUACACUUCAAAUUUCAUGUACUUUAGUAGUUCACAUUUCUGGUUGUGUUGACCCAAAAAAUCAGCAGUUAGCUAAACCUAGCGCUAAGAUGUAGGCGUCUUAAGCUAACCAACAGUCCAAAAAACCCAAAUCGUCAUUUAUGGCAAAGAGAAGCAGGACAACUUUGCAUUAAAGAAAUUAAAACUGAUAUUUUCUGUUAAAACAGAAAAAUUUUAGUCAUUUUUAUUGGUUUGUGAUCACUUUGACUAUUCACCCCUAAAAGCUGCAGUUUCCAGAUGCUAACUAAAAUGCUAACCAACGAUCCAACAACCCAAAACAUUCAGAUUACUGUUACUUAUGGCAAAAGAAAAAACAUUUUUUACAUUCAAGAAGUUAAAAACUCAAGCUGUUGGGGAGUUUAAUGUUAAUCUGUAAAUACGCAUCUAAUUUCAUCAAUCCAGUAGUUUGCAAAUAAGGAGGCAACUUAAGCUAACCGAGAGUCCAAAAACCUUCCAAAUAUUCAGUUUAUGUCAUUUAUAGCAAAGAAACUUUGAAUUAAAGAAAUUAAAACUGAUAUCUUUUGUCAAAACGCAACAAAUUUCAGCAACUUUAAUGGUUUGAGAUCACUUUUCUGAUUGCACUCACCCUGAAAAGCAGCGGCUAGCUAACACUAACCCUAAAAUGGAGGCAUCUUAAGCUAACCAACAGUCAAAGAACCCCCAAAUAUUCAGUUUGUCAUUUAUAGCAAAGAAAAACAAAACGUCUUUACAUUGAAGAAGUUAAAACUGUCAUUUUCCUGUAAAACACUACAGUUUUCAUGAAUUUUCUGUCACUUUUUUGGCUCCGUUCCUCCUGAAUAGCCGCUGUUAGCUGGAGAUGCUAACUCAGAGGUUAACUUCUGUGUUUUCUGUGAUUCAGGAGGUUUUAUCAGGCGUUCCUUGAAGCUACAGCUGAGUGUAAAGUUUCCGUGAUGCAGAGUCAGCGAUGGGAGGUUAAAUAAUCCUGUAAAUGUUCGUCUAAUAAAUCACAGCUCGGUUGCAUGUUCAGUUAGCGGUGAGCAGAAGACUUUUGUAAUAUUCCCUCCUUCCUCUCUAUUAAACUCUGAUUCCCCUGCAUCUCCGGGGCAGUGAAGGCGUCGUGUUGCCUUCAGGUCCGGAGCGUCCACGUCGUCCUGCUUCUGGGUGUUUUUAAAAAAGAUCAAACAUUUAAAAAAAACAAACAAGAGGAGCGGUUGUGGAGCGUCUUCAGCCUCGUGUACAGCGGAAUGCUUUCAGAACAACCACCAGAUCCAUCGGUAACAAACUAAAAAUGUACAAAACUGUUUAUUCAAGUGUUUGCUUUUACUUUUCGUAAAUUCAGUAUAAUAAAUAAGUUAAUGGCUGCUG